AUGAUGAAUGUAGGGGACUCUGCCCAAAUUAAAGGAUGCUCAACCAAGACAAGAUACUUAGAAACCUCCACGGGGAGCUCAUCCGUUGAUUCUAUACUGGGCACCGGUCUGCCUAACACAAGCAUUUACAUUGUGGAUGAAGUCAAAUCGAGAGUAUAUGCUCCUACAUUAGCGAAAUAUUUCUUAUCUGAAGGAGUUCAUAACGAUCACGAUAUACUUCUUGCUGGUCCUGCUGCUCAGUGUACAGAUUUAUUGAAUAAUCUGCCGACAAAGUGUGAAACCUCAACUAGCUCUUCUACCCCUUCGACACCAUCUUCAUCUACAUCAGGGCCGAAUAGUUCUAUGAAAAUCGCCUGGAGAUAUGAGGCAGUUGGAAAAGUUGAUUCAUCUAUAGGAGGGAAAUGUUCUUAUGACUUGCAAAAGCCUUUACAAUCUCUGACCAGUUUUGGAUCAAACAUCAUUCAACUACCAGCGACCAAAGAGGUUGAGCUUACGUACUCUGACACAUUGAAAGCAAUCAAGGAACUAUUGAAAUCGGAGAAAUAUCAGAAAACAAGAGCUCCUGGAAAGAAUUUACUAAGAAUUGUUUUAGUUUGCGUGGGUUCUCCGUUUUGGACAGAUCCAGAAAACUUCAGCUCUUUCUUGGCUGAACUUCAACUUAUAAUUCGCAACUCAUACUGCGUAGCAUUGAUUACCACAAACUCCUCUUCUCUUCCAGAAGAUAAAGUCAGAGAAUUAGAAGUAACUUCUGAUCUUUAUUUCCGCCUACAAGCCAUAACUGACGAUGAACGUAAGACGAUGCCUGGUAUGGACAAGUUGCAUGGAUAUUUUCAAAUUAUACGUUUACCAACUUUGAUAUCACCAGCGUUUCCUCGACCUCCGGCUAUUGAUCUUGGUUUUGAACUUCAUAGAAAAAGUUUCUCAGUUAAAGUUAUACACUUGCCUCCCGCUCUAGGAGCUGAGCCAACGCCCUCAACGGGUUGCAAAAUAGAUUUUUAA
This is a messenger RNA of Auanema sp. JU1783, 999 nucleotides long. NCBI's taxonomy places the organism in Eukaryota, Metazoa, Nematoda, Chromadorea, Rhabditida, Rhabditidae. The record is from the annotation of a GenBank genome assembly.